AUGGCCACCCGCAACCACCAUGUCUGCUACGUAGUUCCGCCCUACAUGCUCAGCGCUAUUGCCGACAGCAGUAAAAACGAUGACCCCAUCCGCGAGUCUGCCCGCCAUGCGCUCACCAUUCACAAGAGUUACUGUGACAAACGAGAAAAGAGAUUCGCAGCACUCUGUGCGCCUCGCGGCAGCAGGGCCGCUAACGUUCACCAGAGACAAAACAUAGUGCCUGACCACAUGCUUCAGCACAUUGCCGACAGCGAAGAUGUUGACGAUGACACCCGCGCUUGCGCUAAACGGGAUUUGGAGCAUAUUAGAAGUAUUCACGCCAAGUACCAAGAAUCUCAGGGCCUUCGUGCCGAGCAGAAGGCUGGUGUUACUACCGAACAAACCUCGGAAACUACUGAGAAAACUUAUCGUGCCGUGUACGAUGCCAAAAACGACUCCAACGAAGCCAAUCUCCCCGGCAAAGUGGUUCGAGUAGAAGGCCAAAAAGCUACCAAGGACGAGGCCGUCAACGAGGCCUACGACAAUGCUGGCCUUGUGCUCUCCUUCUACGCCGAUAUAUUCAACUGGAAGUCAAUCGACAACAAGAAUAUGCACGUCAUAAGCUCGGUGCACUUCGGAGAGAACUACGAAAACGCUUUCUGGGAUCCGGAGAUUGCCCAGAUGGUGUAUGGCGACGGACACGAUUUUCUGACCAACUUCACUGGCUGCAUAGAUGUUAUUGGUCAUGAACUCACUCACGCCGUCACCGAACACACCUCACCUCUCGACUACACGGGCCAGAGCGGUGCCCUGAAUGAACAUGUUUCGGACGUCUUCGGUAUCAUGAUCAAGCAGAGAGUCGAGGAUGAAACCGCCGACAAAGCCGACUGGCUGAUUGGCGAAUACUGUCUUAUGCCCGGCGUUAAAGGUGUUGCUCUACGGAGCAUGAAGGCUCCCGGAACAGCCUACGACGACCCUCGUUUUGGCAAAGAUCCACAGCCAGCCAACUUCAAGGACUACAAGAUAACACUCGAGGACAACGGGGGCGUGCAUCUCUACUCGGGUAUCCCGAACAAGGCGUUCUACAACGCCUCCGUUGCAUUUGGCGGCUACUCAUGGGAGAAAGCCGGCAAGAUCUGGUGGGAGACGAUGCAGAGCGGCCAGAUCCCCUCCCGCUGCACCUUUAUUCAGUUCGCAGACGUGACGGUGGACAAGGCCGGAGAUCUCUUUGGAGAUGAUGCCGCGGCUAUCGUCCGCAAGGCCUGGGACGACGUGGGCGUCGCUAGAAAGUCCUAG
This is a messenger RNA of Daldinia decipiens, 1275 nucleotides long. Its product is annotated as Metalloprotease. The transcript has 4 exons. The record is from RefSeq and is a predicted model, not a curated record. NCBI's taxonomy places the organism in Eukaryota, Fungi, Ascomycota, Sordariomycetes, Xylariales, Hypoxylaceae. Bases 1 to 1275 code for a protein of 424 amino acids. Gene Ontology annotation, biological process: proteolysis. Gene Ontology annotation, molecular function: metalloendopeptidase activity.